GUGGCACCCUAACAGGACGCGGCAACUCCGUCAAAGCUGCCCACCUACUGCACCAAACUAUUGACUGGAAAUUUCGAAACUAAGCAACAGAAGUUCCCGCAUAUCACAAGAUUAACAAUUUGCGUAGACCUACAUGCUACAUAGGUCAAGGGUCUUCGGGAGCCACGAAAAGCUUGAUUUAGACUGCGGUGGCAGUGACCUCUCAGCCAGACAGGUGUUGAUGUCCUAGUGCAUCACACGCACAGACAAACGGUUCCCUGCUUGUAACUAUGUAGACCUCACUGCCAUUUAAACGUGUUCAGAGUCUCACAAGUUCAGUUGGUUCUGAGGGAGCAAGAACCUGUUCCUCUGUCCCAGACGUUUUUGACUUGGCUCAUAUAAGGCGGAUAGUGGAGAGACAAGCAGCACCAAGGGAGAGGAAGCCACGAGAACAUGGUGAGGUGGCGAUCAGGUAUGGAGGCGGCGGUGCUGGUGGCGUUGGUGGCGCUGGCAGUGCCCACGCCCGCGUCCGCGACGGAUCCUCAGGCGGACUCGCUCGCCGCCGUCCUCAGGGAGGUCACAGGUCAGCUGGAAAGGUUCAACACCUUAUACAUUAACAAGCUGGAGCGAGAACUAUCGAGCAGCACAGCCAAGAUCGCGGCUCUGGAAUCGGCCGUCAGGAGCAUCGGCGACCGCGCUGCCGCCUGGGACAACAUCCAGAACCACAUGACUGUGUGGACGGACCAGUCGCGCACGAUGGAGCGGAAGCUGGAUCUGCUCAACAGGUGUCACGAGAAGCAAGAUACCUGGGAAGUAAAGCUGAACGCCGUGGACGCUCUCAACCACAAGCUCACGGCGCUCGACAAGAAAAUCAACGCCAUGACGCGACUCGAGUUCAAGGUGGAGCAAGUGUCCGAAAGGGUAGAAGAAGUAAAUUCUAAAGUCAACUGGGUGAAGAAGCAGAUGGCGGCGCCGGAGCAGCCGAUCAUCACAGAAUUUGCGGGGCGCGGCCUGCUCAGUUCGCUUGUGCAGAUCGAAUCCAAGCUUGAAAAUAUAUCAAGCAAGCUACCGAGCAUGGGCGGCGGCAACGGUGGCAACGGUGGCGGCAACGGUGGAGGGUAUAGUGGAGGCAGUGGAGGCGGCGGAGUCUUCUCCUCCUUCAAAAGGCCUCGGCAGGUGUAUGGGUCGCGGUUCCGGCAACUGCGCCCCACGGUGGAACCCGAGCCAGGGAUCCACUUCACCAACGGCGACGAUGCCAAUACGUGCCAGUUGCAUCCAAGGGACUCGAGGAGACUACAGGACGUGAGCGCCAAAGUUGACCUUCUGUUUGACCGCAUCACUGAUCCAGAUUAUGACUAUGAUUAUUUCGUCAGUCACAUCCCGAGACCGUCGUCGCUGAGCAGCCAGAGCACCGGCUCCAACGGAGGCUCGGGUGCCGGUGAGGGUGAGGUCUCACCCGAACACCUCUUUGCAAGAUUCUGGAAGAGUAUUUUCUCGCCUUUCAAGAAAAUGAACAGGAAGAUCAGAGUCUUUGAAAAUCAACUUGCCGCUGUUCAGAAGUCGUGCAACACCAGCUUCAGCAUGGAAGGCUACGUGGCAGAAGUGGGCGGUGUGCUGCAGAAGAAGCUCAUGCCCCUGGACGAGGCUCUGCGGGAGGAGAUGCUGGAGACGCGCAUGGCUGUCAAUGAUCAGGCAGGCAACAUUGAGAAGGUUUCGCAGGCUGUGGGUAACACAGCAUAUAUGGGCGAGCAGUUGCUGACGGAGAUAAAGAACCAGUUCCAUGCCCAGCGAGUCAUCAUCCAGGAGCGCUUUGAUGAGACCCGUGGCCUCAUUCUCCAGUACUGCGCUAACGGCGGCGGCGGCGGCGGUGGCGGGCCGCCCUACAACCCCCCUGCCGCACCCCGCUCGCCCUCCUACCCUACCACCCCCGUGCCCUCCAAACCGUCCAUUCCAGUCUUUCCCACGACGAGACUAAAGAAGGUCAGGAACAGACACAACCGUGUACAUCCUGAUGCAGAGCCGGAAAUACACACAUUACAAGGCGGAAGGGGACACAGGUUCAAAUAUCGCUACAAGUUUAGCAGUGACAUAAGGGACUGCACCGACCUUCUAAGUCAAGGAUACACCCGCAGGAUUGUCUUCAACUUCAACCCGGAUUCGCAGAGACACUCCAACGGGCAUGAUUACUUCCACAGGUACUGCGACCAGGAGACGGCCGGCGGAGGAUGGACCGUGAUCCAGCGGCGGGGAAUGUUCGGGCAGCCCUUCGACAACUUCACUAAAACGUGGAGGGACUAUAAACUUGGCUUCGGUGACCUGUCGCGUGAAUUCUGGUGGGGGAACGACAACAUAUACAGGAUGGUGAGGAGCCAAGAUACUGUCAUCCGGUUCGACCUGUGGGACUUCGAGGGCAAUUACGCAUACGCUGAAUACUUGAGUUUCUCCAUCGGCCCGGAGAGCGACAACUACCGGCUCAGCGUGUUCGACUACCGAGGCAACGCGUCAGACAGCUUCUCCGCCCACAAUGGCUACCUCUUCUCCACUGUGGACAGAGACAACGACGAGGCCCCUGACUGCUGCCCUUGCGCCCCGGCCUACGGAGGAGGCUGGUGGUUCUACAGCUGCUUCGAGAGCAACCUGAACGGCGACUACUUCACCAACCCGAAGGACAACGACUACUACCGCGGGAUCAUCUGGGAGCUGUGGCUCGGCGACUACUCCCUCAAGGCCACCGAGAUCAAGAUCCGCCCCGCCAGCUUCUCCGGCGGCGUCGCCACCCCCGACCUCCCCCACCCCCCGACCCCUGCCCCCGACCCGUACCCGACCGAAACCCUGGAGCCCGAGCUGCCCCUCCGACAGCCGGUCCAGAACGCAUAGGAGGUCCCCGCGGCAGAGCAUGGAUGCGGCCCGAGCGGAGGACAUAUGGCUGGAGGAAUAGCCUGGUGCAGCGGUUGCACAAUCAACAUCCAGGCAGCAUUUACGGUUAUCAUUAAACACUUGGUGGAAAACAAUCCGAUGACAAUGAAUAUCCAUUUCUGUAUUAUUCUUAGUCUUCGCGAAAUAUCAAGUCUCUUGAGUUGUAUUUCGACUGCGAAAUUCGUAAUUCACAAAAUAAUUAAGAAAUUAAUCAGUUUUAUUCCCCCUAAUUCUUCACUCAUACUUGACCCUUUCUUCUUACUCAAGUGGCACUCAGUGUCCGUCCAUUAACAUAUCAGCAUACAGAUACAUAUUUCAGUAUCAUGUUGUAAAAUAUCAUGAUACAUUCUUGUUGGCCUUCGCAAAAAUAAAAGCUCUUGUGUCUCUACACAGUUAGUCCCACUUGCCAUCCGUUUGGUUAAAGAAGGGAAUAUGGUUAACUUCUAGCUUUUCGGGUAAAAUAACAUUUAACUUUUUAUAUAAAUAAGUAAACAUCAGUUUUAAUGAAGCUUGUAUAAUAAUAGGUACGAAUUGAUAAGGCCAUUUCCAGUGCAAAGUGUUACUUUCUGAAUCGGACUGCCAUCAUGCUUAUUAAUAUGAGUCUGAUGUGUAGAUACAGAAAGUAUUUCCCCAACAACCUCACUGGAGCUGAGCAACUGUACACCUGUGUUGUAGAUUCAGUGUAGAAGGGAAUUCCUUUGCUCUUUUUCUCUUGGUUCCAUUACUCUGUUUUCGUGAAUAUUUUUAUUUUUCACUAAUCUCUCUCGUUCUAUUCUACGUUGACUCAGGCAAUGUACAUGGCUAUUUUCUUUUCCUUUCUAUUUUCCUUUCUUUUCCGUCUCUUCCCAGUACCCUGCCUUUUUCACUCCUCUCGCUUCUCCCCUUGUUGCUUCAAAUUAACCUUGGGAUUUUAAACUAAUACCAACAAGUCGAGAAAAUGAUGUUAAUGAACUGGAUAAUCCCAGAAAUCAAUUUCAGUAACUAAAUACGCCUGCAUAUAGUAAUGCUGAAUCGGUAUAAUAAAUUAACUUCUCUUCUAAAACCAAUGUACUAAUGUAGGUUAAUCCGAUAUUACCAUAAGAGUAAGGUUAAUAAUACUCACUCCUUCAAUACACUCUUUCCCCAAACACACAAUAGGCAGUGUAAUAUAUUGUACUUAAUAAUAUCAACAUACAAAAGAGUAUCAAAGAAUGUACAGCAAGAGUCUGCUUCACAUUUACCCAAAAAUUAACUUUACAAAGUCAGUAUUUAUAGGAACGUUAUGUGAGAUUAAUGAAAGCUUUUGUGAUACCCAUCGUCGCACGGGAGACUCAAGCGACCAGACGAGGGUACAGAAUGAAAGAGUCAUGUCUUAGUGUUAAGGAAGGCGCCUGCAGUGUGUUGUAACAAUUGUCUUGAUUAAGGGACGCCUUGUGUUAUGUUAUUAAUCAAUAAAAAAAACAACAACAAAGAA
This is a messenger RNA of Penaeus chinensis, 4348 nucleotides long. RefSeq lists its product as uncharacterized. Lineage: Eukaryota; Metazoa; Arthropoda; Malacostraca; Decapoda; Penaeidae. The record is from RefSeq and is a predicted model, not a curated record. The coding region runs from base 433 to 2856 and encodes 807 amino acids. The transcript has 15 exons.